Messenger RNA from Tripterygium wilfordii, 2883 nucleotides. Its product is annotated as U-box domain-containing protein 33-like. Gene Ontology annotation, biological process: protein phosphorylation. Gene Ontology annotation, molecular function: ATP binding; protein kinase activity. The record is from RefSeq and is a predicted model, not a curated record. The coding region runs from base 271 to 2643 and encodes 790 amino acids. Lineage: Eukaryota; Viridiplantae; Streptophyta; Magnoliopsida; Celastrales; Celastraceae. The transcript has 7 exons.
CUGCAGAAAGAAUCCGACAAAAUAAAUAAGAAAUGGAAAAUCUAUGGUUGGUUUCUUCCCGUUGAAGUUAUCGUUCUUCCUUUCCUAAGUUUUCCUCUCGAGAAAAAAAAAAAACUCAGAAUUUUCCAACUUCAUCCAACAGAAACUUAAUGGAGAGGAAAUAUCUUCAGUCUUCUUUGAUUACAGAAUUACUUAGCCAGUGAGUUUGAAUUCGGUUGCUGUACGGUGCUUGAUUGUUUUUUGGGAGAGGACUCGAAUAUUAUACUAUAUAUGGCCAUGGCUGUGGUGCGUCGUCAUUCGCCGGCAAUUACACAACAUGUGAAUCCGAUUAGGUUUCGUGAAGUUGGGGUUCCAGGAAUCAUGGCGACGAGGGGAGAUAUUGUGGAGGAACCGGUGGCGAGGAUCAUUGAAGAUAAGAUAUAUGUUGCUGUGGGCAAAAUUGUGAGGGAGUGUAAGUCGAUUCUUUUAUGGGCACUGCAGAAUUCUGGAGGCAAGAGGAUUUGCAUCCUUCAUGUCCACCAGCCUGCACAGAUGAUUCCAUUGAUGGGUACGAAAUUGCCAGUGAGCUCUCUCGAAGAAGAAAAGGUCAAGCAAUGGCGGCAAAUCGAAAGGCAAGAGAUGCAUGAAGUUCUAGAUGAAUAUCUUCUCAUUUGUCGACGAAUGGGGAUUCGAGCUGAGAAAGUAUACAUUGAAAGGGACUGUAUCGAGGAAGGAAUAUUACAACUCAUCUCUCAGCAUGGAAUCAGGAAUCUUGUUAUGGGAGCAGCAGCAGACAAGCAAUACUCAAGGAGAAUGAUGGAUAUCAAGUCCAAGAAAGCCAUCUCUGUGCGACUAGAAGCGCCUACUGCUUGUCACAUAAGGUUUAUUUGCAAGGGUCGUCUUAUAUACAUAAGGGAAGGUAUUUCCAAUGGAACCACCAUUGCAGAAGUUGCAUCUUCGUCACUGCAAGCAAGUGCAAACCCAGUAACUGGACAGUCAGAUUACUUGACAUCACGAUCUACAGUCCUAGAACGGAAUGAUCAUCAUGUUCAUCUUGCCAAUCUAUCUCAGGAUUUAUUCCGCAGAAUUAGAUCUUUGAAUUUUGCUCGACAGACAGAGAGAGCAGAUGAUGAUAUUGCACAGUCUUUAACUCCACAUAACAGUCUGAAAACAGAAUUGAGUUCUGAUGAAUCAGAUGUCGCAUUUAGGAGCGCUUCUGAAGCUUCUCUUGUCUCGUCAUAUUCUUCAAGUGGACUGGUUAAUACGGAUAUGUUUCCACUUGUGACAACUGAGGAGAGUGAGGAUGGGAGCAUGGAUGACAUUCUGUAUUAUCAACUAGAACAAGCAAGGAUAGAGGCUCAUAAGUCAAGGAUGGAAGCAUUAGGAGAAGCAACGAGGCGAGCAAAAGCUGAAAAGGUGGUCAUUGAUGCCAUACGCAGGGCUAAAGCAUCGGAAAGCUUGUAUGCUGAGGAGGCGAAACAAAAGAAAGAAAUUGAGGAAAUGCUGGCAAAAGAAAAGGAGAAACUUGAAAGAAUGAAGGGUGAACGGGACAAAGUUAUGGAAGAACUUGAGCUUUCCCUCAAUCAGAAGUCAUUGUUGGAGAACCAAAUUUCAGAGUCCGAUCAUAUUACGAAGGAAUUGGAGCGGGAAAUUUUCUCUGCUGUGGAACUCUUGCAAAACUUCGAGAAGGAACGAGAGGAGUUGCAGAAAGAGCGGGACACUGCACUUAAAGAGGUUGAGGAGCUACGGAAAAUGCCUCGGUUCUUCUCCGAGUUCUCUGUCUUGGAGAUUAAGGAAGCAACUCAAAACUUCGAUCCAUCCCUUAAGAUUGGUGAAGGUGGGUAUGGAAGCAUUUAUAAAGGUCUCCUUCGUCACACCCAGGUUGCCAUAAAGAUCCUUGGCUCUCAUAGCAAGCAAGGCCCAUCAGAGUUUCAGCAGGAGGUUGAUGUUCUGAGUAAGAUAAGGCAUCCAAACCUUGUCACUCUCAUUGGAACAUGUCCUGAAACUUGGACUCUUAUCUAUGAGUAUCUUCCUAAUGGGAGCCUUGAAGAUCGACUGAGUUGCAGCAACAAUUCUCCUCCAUUGUCAUGGCAAACUCGAAUACGCAUAGCUGCUGAGCUUUGCAGUGUCCUUAUUUUUCUUCACUCUAGUAAACCUCAUAGCAUAAUCCAUGGGGAUCUAAAGCCUGCCAACAUUCUGCUUGAUGCAAACUUUAUGAGCAAACUCAGUGAUUUUGGUAUUUGUCGUUCACUUUCUCAUGAUCCAAGUUCGAGCAAUGAGACAACACAGUUUUGCAGAACGAACGUCCCGAAGGGCACUGCUGGAUACAUCGAUCCUGAGUUUCUUACCUUAGGAGAGCUUACAACAAAAUCGGAUGUCUACGCAUUUGGAAUUAUCUUGUUGCAAUUGCUGACUGGAAGACCUGCUCUGGGGAUAACAAAAGAAGUGCAAUAUGCAUUAGACGCAGGAAAUUUGAAAAGGAUUUUGGAUCCUUUAGCGGUAGACUGGCCAUUUGUGAAAGCUGAGCAGUUAGCUCGCUUGGCAAUGAGGUGUUGUGAGAUGAAUCGAAGGAGCCGGCCAGACCUUGCUUCAGAUGUUUGGAGAGUACUUGAGCCAAUGAGGGCUUCAAGUGGGGGAACAUCUUUGUUACAACUGGGUACUUGAGAGCAUUGCUAGCUAGCCUCCAUCUUUAUUUGCCCCAUUUUCCAAGUAAAGUUCUUCCCUUGCUAUCUAUAUCUCAUUGUAUGUCGCCUACGACAAUCCUUAUGCUUGCACACCAAACCGCGCCGGCCCUUCGUUCUGCCAUUCAGAAGUGGUUGCAACAGCAAUGAAAUCCUGCAUCACUCUUCUUUUAAUUAGUUUCUGGUUGUAUAUAUGGAAGGAUAUUCUAUAUUACGUGUGUAG